Messenger RNA from Rangifer tarandus platyrhynchus (Svalbard reindeer), 177 nucleotides. Lineage: Eukaryota; Metazoa; Chordata; Mammalia; Artiodactyla; Cervidae. The record is from the annotation of a GenBank genome assembly.
AUGGACACCCAGAAGGAUGUUCAACCCCCAAAGCAGCAGCCAAUGAUAUAUAUCUGUGGAGAAUGUCACACAGAAAAUGAAAUAAAAUCAAGGGAUCCAAUCCGAUGCAGAGAAUGUGGAUACAGAAUAAUGCACAAGAAAAGGACUAAAAAAUUGGUGGUUUUUGAUGCUCGGUGA